AUGAAUGCUUUAGCAAUGUCUGUGACAACUGAUGUCACACAAUCUCCUGCUGCAUACAGUCUAGUGGCACCAGACAGCUUAAAAACCGUAGAACCAUCUGAACAUGUUUUGCCAGAUUCCAUUGUAGACUCUCUGUCACUGAGUACAAAACAGUGGCGAAAGGCACAAACCGAUGAUGCCACCAUUUCAAGUAUAAUUACUUACCUGAAGGAUGGUGUAAAACCAAUAGCUCAGCAGGUGAACACCGAUGAUCCAACAGUAAGAAAGUAUAUACGGGAAUGGAAUCGUCUUGAACUGAAGGACGGAGUUCUCUACCAUAAAGGGCAUGUGAACGAACAAGAUUAUAUACAGUUAGUUCUACCCUCGCAUCUUCGAGAGGAAAUUUUCUUGCCUCUCCAUGAUGAUCUAGGACACCAGGGGAGAGAUAGAACUACUUCACUAUUCAAACAGAGGUUCUACUGGCCUGGGAUGGAUUCAUGGAUCGAAGCACGAAUCCGACAGUGCGAUCGCUGCAUUAAACGGAAGACAUUACCAUCUACUUCGCCAUUAGUCAACUUCAAAUCGUCAGCUCCUAUGGAAAUUCUCUGCAUCGAUUUCCUAAGUUUUAGAGAAAUCUAA
Messenger RNA from Mercenaria mercenaria, 618 nucleotides. RefSeq lists its product as uncharacterized. Lineage: Eukaryota; Metazoa; Mollusca; Bivalvia; Venerida; Veneridae. The coding region runs from base 1 to 618 and encodes 205 amino acids. The transcript has a single exon. The record is from RefSeq and is a predicted model, not a curated record.